Molecule: messenger RNA, 1193 nt
Organism: Nannospalax galili (Upper Galilee mountains blind mole rat)
Lineage: Eukaryota; Metazoa; Chordata; Mammalia; Rodentia; Spalacidae
Gene: F2rl2
Product: coagulation factor II thrombin receptor like 2
Exons: 1
Coding region: 7-1095 (362 amino acids)
Biological process (GO): phospholipase C-activating G protein-coupled receptor signaling pathway; thrombin-activated receptor signaling pathway; positive regulation of Rho protein signal transduction
Cellular component (GO): membrane
Molecular function (GO): thrombin-activated receptor activity
Source: RefSeq, a predicted model, not a curated record
ACAGAUAUGGCUUGGCAACAAAUAUACUGUUUCCUUUCCAUUGCAGGUAUAGGAAAUGUUGCAGACAGCUCAGAAAAGCCAACAUUAACUAUUAAGACCUUUAAUGGAGAUCCGCUAAGUGCUUUUGAAGACUUCCCACUUUCUGACAUAGAGGGCUGGACUGGAGCCACGACAACUAUACAAACGAAGUGCCCUGAAGAAACUGUUUCAACUCUCUACGUGACUAAUGCUACUGUUGGGUACCUGAGAAGUUCCUUAAGCACCAAGCUGAUACCUGCUGUCUACAUUCUGGUGUUUGUGGUUGGUGUGCCAGCCAACAUUGUGACCCUUUGGAAACUCUCCUCAAGGACCAAAUCCAUUUGUCUGAUCAUCUUCCACACCAACCUGGCCAUUGCAGACCUUCUUUUUUGUGUUACAUUGCCAUUUAAGAUUUUUUACCAUCUUAAUGGGAACAACUGGGUGUUUGGAGAGGUCAUGUGUCGGAUCACCACAGUCAUCUUCUACGGCAACAUGUACUGCUCCAUCCUGCUCCUCACCUGCAUGGGCAUCAACCGCUACCUGGCCACUGUCCAUCCUUUCCUGUAUCGGAAGCUGCCCAAGCGCAAUUUCAGUUUGUUCAUGUGUGGCCUGGUGUGGGUCAUGGUUUUCUUCUAUAUGGUGCCAUUUCUUAUCCUGAAGCAGGAAUAUUAUCUUGUCCAGCCAAAUGUCACCACCUGCCAUGAUGUCCACAACAUCUGUGCAUCUCCAUCUCCCUUCCAGUUCUACUACUUCAUCUCUUUAGCAUUCUUUGGAUUCCUAAUUCCAUUUGUGGUCAUCAUCUACUGCUAUACAACUCUCAUCCGCAAACUUAAUGCACAAGAUCGUAGAUGGCUGAGGUAUAUCAAGGCGAUUCUCCUCAUCCUUGUGAUUUUUACAAUAUGCUUUGCUCCCACCAACAUUAUACUUAUCGUUCACCAUGCCUACAACUACUACUACAACACUGACAGCUUGUACUUUAUGUAUCUCAUAGCUUUGUGCCUGGGUAGCCUGAACAGUUGCCUAGAUCCAUUCCUUUAUUUUGUCAUGGCAAAAAUUGUAGAUCAGCUUACUUCUUAGCCCAUGGAGGCCUGGGGUCGGGGGGGGGGGGCUAUCUGUUAAAAUGUACAUGCUUGGGACAAUAGGCAUGGUGCAGCAGCUCCAUUUUUAAGGUCCUA